This is a messenger RNA of Seminavis robusta, 2268 nucleotides long. The record is from the annotation of a GenBank genome assembly. NCBI's taxonomy places the organism in Eukaryota, Bacillariophyta, Bacillariophyceae, Naviculales, Naviculaceae.
GAUCACUCACCAUGUAGCGCACCCACAAACUGCAAUGACAGAAUUAGGCGCACUCCGAAUGUACACUUGUGUUGGAAGUGUUGCCGUUGCACCUUGCCUCUUGUCCAUUACAUGUACCAGUAGUUACCGUGGGAGUCGAGUCAAGCGCAGAGUGCGUGCCAAAAACUCGAGUUUCGCACCUCUUGCAGUUGAACGGUGAAAGUCGAUCUAAGUAAGUCCGCAACGGUGCGUCUUUCCCAGUGCACAUGGGAUAGCAUUGAAACCUUCAGGAAUUUUCUCUUGCCUAUCCACUACCGGUACUGUAGCUUUGCUCAUGUGACAAAAGAUUUGGUGUCGACAGAGCUAGCUAGCUAUUAAUAGUAGUAGUCUAGCUAGUUAGACCGUUGCCAACGGACCAACACGAUUUCGACAUCCUCGGUGGCUCACAACUUUUUCCUCUGCAAUCCAGGGCCAUUUUGGCAGAUAAUGCUGCAAUUUGUCAGUACCACCACCAGCUGACUUGGCUAGCUAGCAAGGCGAUUGAUAGAUUGAUAGAAGAAGGUACAUACAGUACAUGCCAUGGCUGGCACCCACAACCCGUUCGACGAUGAGGAUGCCGCGUCGUUCUCGGCUGGAAGUGAAGGUCAGGAAGACAAGGCUGAGCAGGCGCGAAAGCAGCUCGGAAAAUUGGACGAAACCGAGGUCAUCUCGCUGCUAAGAACUCUGUAUCUCAAGAGUGAUAAGCCCGCAGCCGUCGCAGAUCGACGAGAUGAGGACGAUGAUGGCCGUCGUAGUCGUGGCAGUAGAGGCGGUAGUCGAGGAGGUAGUCGAGGAGGCAGUCGUGGAGGCAGCAAAGGUAGAAGCAAAGUCGGAAGCAUGCUAGGGAGUAAAGGUGGAAGCAAACUAGUAGGGAGUAAAGGUGGGAGCAAACUAGGGAGUAAAGGCGCCAGAGACAGCGUAAGUGAAUCGAGCAGUCAGAGAAAAGGUUUCUUUGGAACUAGAACUGCCCUCGAUGUCUCCAAUCGUCCAGCGCAAGACCGCAGCAGAGGCAAGAUCAAUGGACGUGGACGCCGAGGCUUCUUUGGGAGAGGAAGUCGAAAACGCGGAGACGAUACUGCGCCUAGCAAGAUUGACGUCGAGCUCUCACAGAAUGACUUUGAGUAUCUCAACGACACCACGCCUUAUCCACCCAAUAGAACCCCACCCCUGGGAUUACAGCCGCACCCACCAAGGACGCCAGAAGAAGAGUACUAUGCUCGACAACAUGGAUUGCCACCACGAGGGGGUCCCCAAAGAAAAUGGCCCGGGCCAUCGUCGCAUUCACUGAUACCAUUACAGCAUACUCAAGCGCUGCAGCAACUGAGGCAGCAACCGGGAUACGUACGAGGAGAAGCCGUCAUUCGUGCGGAACCCGUGCAAGCAAUCGUUGGACCCAACACUGUUCAGGGUCAAAUAUGUGGCCCUCCGAGGGAAAAUUCACUCCGCGGGACGCCCAUGAGCCCGAUAGUGGAGGCGAGCGACGUUGAUGAGAGUGUCCCUCACACUCAUCAUCAUCAUCAUCAUUGUGGUGCCAGUAGUGCCGUGACACCCACCAUAAACAACCGGACGUUGGAAGACGAGGACAAUCUGGAGAUUACUAAGCGACCAAGUUCGCCUCAUGGGAUGGUCAAUACCCGAAUGAGCACUGCUCUCCAGGUUUCCCAAGGCGGUCCUCAGACGGCCCCGAAUCUGGUAGCUUCCAUGAGCGAUCCCAGUAGUCUCAUGGCUCUGAAUCCAACAAUGUCUCCGAAAUCAAUGGAAAUGGAUUUGAGUUCUGGGCUUCCUCGACAGAUUGUGGUGAAUCCUUAUACUGGUACGAGUCAUCAACGAGAGUACGUUGCUGCCAACUUUGGUCCAGGGCACACACUGGUGAGUGAUGUGUCGUCGAGCGAGAUUAAUUUCGAUGCAUGGAAUCAUUCUCCCAAUUCUGUGAUGAGUCAAUUCAUCAAGGAUAUGGAACCCAAGUCGCAAUGCUGCGUGCGAGGAGCUGCUUGGUAUGAUGUUAUGCAUUAUGCGUGUACUAGAAUAGUCUGCGGAGAACGAGGGGAUCCACAUGGCAAUGCCGCCACCAGUAGGUAUCAUCGGUCGAGACGAGAGGAGAUGAUCGAGUACAACGACUUUCCAGAGACGUCCAAGCCUCGCAAAAGCAAAAAGAAGGGGAAGAAUCAAAAAGAGCGGCAACCAGACUACGAAAAGGAGUUCGAUAGGAUGUAGGUAUAUGCAUACAAUAAAGAAAGGUUGCUCUUUGCU